Messenger RNA from Phragmites australis (common reed), 2215 nucleotides. Its product is annotated as flavonoid O-methyltransferase-like protein Os11g0303600. The transcript is spliced from 2 exons. Lineage: Eukaryota; Viridiplantae; Streptophyta; Magnoliopsida; Poales; Poaceae. The record is from RefSeq and is a predicted model, not a curated record. Gene Ontology annotation, molecular function: S-adenosylmethionine-dependent methyltransferase activity; O-methyltransferase activity; protein dimerization activity. The coding region runs from base 73 to 1155 and encodes 360 amino acids. Gene Ontology annotation, biological process: methylation.
UCGCAAAGCAUGCAGAGCCAUCCAAGCAAACCACAUAAAACUACACCCAGGAAUCGUAAGGUAUAGCAACAAAUGGCAGCUCAGGCUCAUUCCAUUGUAGUUCCCACUGACGCCGAGCUGCUGCAGGCACAGGCCGACCUAUGGCGCCACAGCCUCUACUACCUCAAAUCCAUGGCACUGAAGUGUGCUGUGGAGCUUGGCAUCCCCACAGCCAUCCACCGCCUAGGCGGCGCCGCCACACUGCCUGACCUGGUCACCGCGCUAUCACUUCCCGCGGCUAAGCUUCAAUUCCUUGGCCGCCUCAUGCGGCUGUUGGCAUCGUCUGGCGUCUUCGCCAUGGUUGAGGACACCUACUCGCUCACCCCCCUGUCCUACCUUUUGACGGAUGGCAUCGCUGCAGAUGGGCACAUCAACCAUGCACCUUUCCUGCUCGCUGUGACCUCGACCCACUCUAUUGACUCGGCAAUGGGGUUAGCCGCCUGGCUCAAGAAGGAAGACAAGACACCACCUUUUGAUCAUGUGCAUGGAGCAUCACUGUUCGAGGAGAGUAUGGAGCGGUUGCAUCCAGAGUUCCAUAAGAUGGCAAUCAAAGGUUUGGUAGUCCACGACAACUUUGGGGUCGACAUUGCGUUGCGAGAAUUCCGUGAAAUAUUCCAGGGGAUAAAGUCAUUGACAGAUUGCUGCUACCAUGGGGAUGGCACGACGGCGAAGGCCAUUGUGAAGGCCUUCCCACACAUAAAGGUCACCGUGCUGGACCUUCCAUACGAGGUUCGCAAAAUACCGGCUGAUGGUGUCGUUAACUAUGUUGGAGGUGACAUGUUCAAGUUCAUCCCACCUGCUCAAGUUGUGAUACUCAAGAUGGUGCUGCACCACUGGAGUGAUGAGGACUGCGUGAAGAUCCUUGCCAAUUGCAAGAAGGCAGUACCUUCACGAGAAGAUGGAGGAAAAGUUCUGAUCCGAGAUAUAGUUCUCGACCCUGCCUCCGGGCCAAUGUUUGAAACCCAACUCUUAAUGGACAUCGGCAUGAUGCUCAUAAAAGGAGGCCGGCAACGGGACUUAAAUGACUGGCGUGACAUCUUCAUCAAAGCAGGGUUCAGUGAUUAUAAGUUGAUCAAGAAAUUUGGAGCUCGAGGUGUCUUGGAGGUCUAUCCGUAAGUUUUCUCCUAGACAUUCUGGUAUUGUGGUUUGCUACGAUAAAACCUAUAAUGAAAGAAAAUAAAGGAUGCGCCAUAGUUUCUGAAUGAUCGUUUCACAGAACAUUAAGCAGCUAGCUGAGAUGACAGGCUUGGUUGCUUUAAGAUCUGUUAGAAUAAGUCUUGAGCGCUUUGCGUCGAGUUUGGGUUUGUUUGUUUCAAUUUCGGUUCAGAGCACGAUCAUGUCAAUUGGUUGUGCACGUUUGUAGCUCGAGGCAUGCGCGUUCAUGCCGGAGCGGAGUCAUAGCGGUUGACGCGGCAUGCUGGAACGUGCGAAUGGCAUGCCGCGCCCAUCGUUGAGCCAGUGUCCACGAUGAUGUCGAGUCUGUAACCUCCUUUAUAUUCAAGCAAUAGAGUCCCGAAAAAUGCUGCUGCAUUGCAGCACACAUUCGUGCGUUCUCUGGUUUCCAAUUGUGUUCGCGUGCGUGUGUCUUCCAGGGAGCUCGCCGACGAAGUGCAAGCGUCGUAUCUCUGGCGAUUUCUAACAAGAUCUGCAUAACUUUCAUUUGGGAAAGUACCAACGCACAAGGUGAGAUUGUACAUGUACCAUAUUGGUAUCCACCAACCAGGAGUUGGAUAUAUGUACUGGCUUGUUAUUAGUCCAGUUCUAUCAUUAAUAUUCAAGAGGGACUCUUUCCAUUAGCCCCUGUAUCUCGGAAAGCAGGGGCAACCGUUGUACCAACACUAAAUAUAUCUAUAAAUAUUCAGGAGAGUCUCUGGACUGUUUGUGAAUACUUUACUGUUAUUCAUGUUGAGUUUGCUAGAUCGAUUGCUUGUGACUAUAAUUGAAUAGCAAUGUCAAAGAACAACUGGACCUGACAAAUAAUAGUUUGGGGAGUCCUGGGAAUAGGUCCGAAAGGAUGAUCACGGUGACUUGACAAGGAAAACCAGACAAGUUGCUUGAAUUUUUCUUGUAACGAGGAUUUUUUGAUCUCUCCCGAUGAUCAAUUUUUCAGAUUUUUCCAGAACCUUGUGCAUUAAAAGAUAUUUUGUUGUUUGAAGAUGAGUUUGUAUUUAUUUUA